CCGUAAGAGCCUGCGUCGCGCCCGCGUACUCCAAUUUCACGAGGCGCGGAGCCGGUUCGUAUAAAAGCCGCGGCGGUCGAUCUCAAUAAUCAUUCCAGCCACACACAUCUACCGCAGAUCAUCACCUGCACAUCAAUCUACAUUCAAUAAAACCAACAAAAUGAAAUCGUUCAUUGUUUUGUCCGCUCUCGUCGCCGUCGCGUUCGCCGCCCCCCAGUUCCAACAGUACCAGCCACAGCCGCAGUACCAAGGACAGGAGAUCCCCAUCCUCAAGCAAACCCAGGAGAUCAACCCUGAUCGCUCCUACCAGUACAGCUACGAGACCGGCAAUGGCAUCGCUGCCCAGGAACAGGGCUACCUGAAGAACGCUGGCGUGAAGGACGCUGAGGCUCAGGUCGCCCAGGGAUCCUUCUCCUACAGCUCUCCCGAGGGUGUCCCAAUCUCUGUCUCCUACAUCGCUGACGAGAACGGUUUCCGUGCCGAGGGCGCUCACUUGCCCACCCCUCCCCCCACCCCCGAGGCCAUCCUCCGCGCUCUCGCCUACAUCGACUCCAGGCCCCAGCAGCCCCAGCAGCCCCAGUACCAGCAACAGGCCUUCCAGCAGCAGGGCUUCCCCCAGGGCUUCCGCGGCUAAACAAAACAUCAUCGCAUCGAGAGAUACUCACCGCUAAACUGUACCUAUCAUCACAUAGUUAAUAUGUACGCGUAGAAUAAGUAUCUGUAACGAUUUUUACAUACUGUGAUUUAUUUUUUUUAAGAACCAACAUCGAUAAGUAAAAAAUGUUUAUAUAA
Messenger RNA from Trichoplusia ni (cabbage looper), 792 nucleotides. It is a transcript of the gene CPR32, whose product is annotated as endocuticle structural glycoprotein SgAbd-2-like. The transcript has 4 exons. Gene Ontology annotation, cellular component: chitin-based extracellular matrix. The coding region runs from base 161 to 634 and encodes 157 amino acids. The record is from RefSeq and is a predicted model, not a curated record. Gene Ontology annotation, molecular function: structural constituent of chitin-based larval cuticle. Lineage: Eukaryota; Metazoa; Arthropoda; Insecta; Lepidoptera; Noctuidae.